This is a messenger RNA of Pectinophora gossypiella (pink bollworm), 3377 nucleotides long. RefSeq names its product thioredoxin reductase 1, mitochondrial (gene Trxr1). Gene Ontology annotation, cellular component: cytosol; mitochondrion. The coding region runs from base 184 to 1668 and encodes 494 amino acids. Gene Ontology annotation, molecular function: glutathione-disulfide reductase (NADPH) activity; thioredoxin-disulfide reductase (NADPH) activity; flavin adenine dinucleotide binding. The record is from RefSeq and is a predicted model, not a curated record. The transcript is spliced from 9 exons. NCBI's taxonomy places the organism in Eukaryota, Metazoa, Arthropoda, Insecta, Lepidoptera, Gelechiidae. Gene Ontology annotation, biological process: glutathione metabolic process; cell redox homeostasis; cellular response to oxidative stress.
GCGGCCAUAGUCGAAUGUGCUAUCUCUGUCCCACAUCGCAGUUUCCUACAAAAAGCAUUUUGUGUCUGAUUGCUGUUAUUCGGCCGUGAGGUUUUGCUCGUUGUUUUGUGUCGUCCGCUAUUAGAAUCUUGUAAAAGUGUUAUAGUAAUCAAUUCAGUGAAAAGUUAAGAUAAUUCUGGAACCAUGGCACCUAUAGAUGGAACAUUCGACUAUGACCUGGCUGUCAUUGGUGGUGGCUCCGGGGGGCUCGCUUGUGCCAAGGAGGCAGUGAACAAUGGAGCAAAAGUGGCAGUGCUGGACUAUGUGACACCCUCUCCUCAGGGCUCCAAAUGGGGGCUUGGUGGCACCUGCGUUAAUGUGGGAUGCAUACCCAAGAAGCUGAUGCACCAGGCCGCUUUACUUGGGGAAGCUAUUCAUGAAGCGACCUCGUACGGCUGGGAGAUUCCAGCGGUGGACAAGGUGAAGAUCAACUGGAGCACGCUUACGGAGUCGGUGCAGAACCACAUCAAGUCCGUCAACUGGGUCACCAGGGUUGACCUGCGCGACAAGAAGAUCGACUACAUCAACGGACUCGGCGAGUUUAAGGACCCUCACACAAUAGUAGCAACCCUCAAGAACGGCUCUACCAAGGAGCUCACAGCCAAGAACGUAGUGAUCGCGGUGGGCGGGCGGCCGCACUACCCCGACAUCCCCGGCGCGGUCGAAUACUGCAUCAGCAGCGAUGACAUCUUCAGUCUCAGCCACCCGCCGGGCAAGACGCUUGUUGUUGGCGCUGGAUACAUCGGUCUAGAAUGCGCCGGGUUCCUCAACUCGCUGGGCUACCCUGUGACGGUGCUGGUGCGCUCCGUGCCCCUGCGCGGCUUCGACCAACAGAUGGCGCGCAUGGUCACCAACGAGAUGGAACAGAAGGGGGUCCACUUCGAGUACAAGUGUGUGCCGCUCUCCGUCGAGAAGCUAGAGUCCGGACAGCUGAAGGCGCGCUGGUUCAACAACGAGACGCAGAAGCAACACGAGGAUGUAUUCGACACGGUGCUAAUGGCGACGGGCCGGUACGCGCUCACCAAGCAACUGCGGCUCGACCUCGCCGGCGUUAGCUGUUUGUCGGAGUCGGGCAAGCUGGUGGCGGCGACGGAGCAGUCGAACGUGCCGCACGUGUACGCGGUGGGCGACGUGCUGGAGGGCCGGCCCGAGCUGACGCCCGUGGCCAUCCACGCCGGCCGCCUGCUGGCGCGCCGCAUGUUCGCCGGCGGCCAGCAGCAGAUGGACUACGACAACGUGGCCACCACCGUGUUCACGCCGCUCGAGUACGGCUGCGUCGGCCUCAGCGAGGAGACCGCCGUGCAGAGGUUCGGCACUGAGAACAUCGAGGUGUACCACGCGUACUACAAGCCGACGGAGUUCUUCAUCCCGCAGCGCAACAUCCGCAACUGCUACCUGAAGGCCGUGGCGCUCCGGGACGCGCCGCAGCGCAUACUGGGGCUGCACUUUGUGGGGCCCGUGGCCGGAGAAGUCAUACAGGGCUUCGCUGCUGCCAUCAAAUGCGGCAUCACAAUGGAGCAGCUGAGCAACACGGUGGGCAUCCACCCGACUGUGGCCGAGGAGUUCACGCGCCUCAACAUCACGAAGCGCUCCGGCAAGGACCCCAACCCCGCCUCCUGCUGCAGCUAAGGGCCCACAACACACCACGCAGCGAUGCCUCUACACUAACAUUCAUGGUACCACUGUAAACAAGUUUUCUAUAUCGUCACCUUAUAGUGAAAACCAUGUAAAUGAGUCGUUCUUCUUUUUAUCGACAAUAAAAAGACAUUUUAUCGAUAUAUCGGAUUUAACAUCUUUAAAAUUAUAACGACAAUAAAUAUUUUAAAACAUCACACACACAACACAUAACAUCUUUUUUAUUUUUUAUAAAGAUGUGUCUGUAGAGGACUAUUUGGUGUUUCUCUUUAUCUUGGUAACAUAAUUUCUUUGCAGGGGCAUUCCACAAAAUAUUGUGACAGAAUGGCCCUUCUCACCGGAGACAGCAUUUCGAUUUUCCACUCUCACAGAAUUUUGUGAAACUACGUUAACCACUAAUCGAGGAACCGAUUAGUAUUUUGCUAGUAUUUUCAGAUUAACUAUAUUUUUGGACAGUGGAAAGAUUAAAUAACAUUCUGAAAUACAUAAUUUAUCGCAACAAAGGACAGAUCAUUGUCGAUAAAAAAGAACGACCCAUUUGCGUUUGUGAAAAAUGACAGUCCGACGUGAUUUUCUCUAACAGAACCUCGAUUUCAAACUAAAUCAAAUUCUUUAUUUGUGAACACAGGUGUACAAAAAGUACAUACAAUUUUACAUGUUGCAUACAAUUAUUCGGUCUCUGCAUUUAGCCUGUCUGUAGGCAUACAAAUAGUGUUUUAUAGUUUAACAUAACAUAACAAAUACUUUAUUGUACAAACAGGAAAAUGCAAAACAAAAGAGAAAUAGAAAGAGUAGAGAGAGAGAGAGAGAGCGAGAGAGAGUAUAGAGAGUAGUCUAAGUACCUAAUAAUAAAUAAAAAAAAAACAAAACCCCAAUUUUUUGUCUGUAUUAAAACUAGCUUGUCUAUUACGAGGUAGGUUUUGUUACCAAACAUCAUAUUCGGAUUUUUCAAAAAGGCGCUUACGUAGUUUUCACUGUAUGACGAUCCAGUCUCACAGUUCGAUGCAAAAAGUGGAGCUGUUGUGCGUAAAACCUCGCUGUAAAACCGAUUUUUGCUCUCUUGUGAGGAAAAGUGCUGAAAACUUCGCUCUCUUGUUGAGUUUUGAGUUUUAGAAAUCUAAAAAGCCCCUUUUUGCGUCGAUUGAGGAGACAAGAGAGCGAAAUAGUAAAUCACAAAUUACCUGGUGCUAGAAAGAGAUGGCUAGCUAUACGUAACAGAGCGAGAAAAAAAAUAGUUUGUUGUACCAUAGUCAACAUAGUGUAGGGAACAUCGUUAUACGUAUACAUGAAGAGGCUUUGUUUGUGAUCGGAGCGAAGCACGGGAAGGAUCCGAGUAUAAAAGUGAGACAGAUAUAUUCCACAAAAAAAAUCACACAUACUGGUGCCCAUUGUAACGGACACAAACUUAACCUAAUUUUAGUCUGACAGCUCUUAAACUAGUUCCGUCCUUCACUUACAAUAAGUGCAAGAAAGAGAUAGAGCUACUUUUAGUCCUGUCAAAUUAAGUUGGUUGCCUGAAGCGGCACUGAUGUGUUGCUCCGUUCACCAUACAAAGCUUUACUCCUAAAACUGUCCAGUUUACAGCCGCUAGUUGACACCCGGGACUCAGAAACGAAUAACAUUGUAUAACGUCGACGUAGCACCAUAGUAUUCUAGAUUUUUGUAGGGCUAAACUACUUAAACGACCAUCUAAUAAAAUUAUA